CUGGUUUAUGACUACUUUGCUAAGACACUUGUUGAAAACAAAGGUUAUGACAAGAGGAUUCUACAGCCGCUAAAGACCCAUAAAGACUUUUGUGUGAAAGGGCUGGUGUGGGAUAUACGCCAUGGUGAUUUUUUGAAGUUGUCUGAUGCAGGCGUCAUUUUAAGAGCAAGUCAUGGAUCAAGGUUGUUAUCUUAUGCAGAGAUUCAGCAGAAAUAUGGUGCAGAGAGACUAUGGCAACAUUUUCAUUGUCUAGAAGAAACACUCGAGCAGUGUGAGCUGUAUCGAUAUUAUGAGAACUAUUUUGAUAUGCCAUCGAUGGUAGUCGGGGCACAGUUGGUUGACUUAGAAGAAGAAAAGCCAGGAGGAUGGUCUGCUUCAUGGGAGCGAGUCACUAAUGACAUGUUGCAGGAGUUUAGAAAACUGUUCUCAAGUCAUUUAUAUCAAGAGAAGUUACCAGCCAUAUUAACAGAUUGCACAAAGCACCCAACUCAAUACGUCGAACGUUGCAGUCCACAUCUUAAGGAAUGGUUAAAGGGACUUCGUGGAGAGCGGAAGGUUGUGUUUCUUUUAACGAGCUCCCAAUCAGAUUUUGCGUCUGAUCUGACAGAGUACAUCUUAGGAGCUGAUUGGAAGGACUAUUUUGACAUCAAUUUGCAUUAUGCAAGGAAGCCGGGUUUCUUUAAAACCAAAGAUCCUUCAGAAAGACCAUUCUUUAAAUUUGAUGAUGUUGAGAAAACAGAGGAAGUUACAGAGCUUGAAACGGGACAAUGUUACAUUGAAGGCAACGCUAAAAAAUUCAAUGAGUACCUCCAAAAAGUCACUGGUAAACAACAACCAAAGGUACAUUACAAUUACCUGUAAUAGUAACAUAAGAGACAGUGAACACCAAUACACAAAAUUAAAUGAAUGUGUAUUGCACAUUAGUACAAUGGUUUACUCAUCUGAAGGCUGCUAUACAUACAAAAGCUGGCCCCAAAUGAUAUGACAUAGCUGCCUGAGCAAUUCAAAUUUAACCAGUAACUAGUGACUUAGUAAGUCUUCCUUUUUAGUAUCAAUGUUUGUUGAUGUUCUGAUGGGCUGUUUGUGCUUGGGGGUGUCAGGGUUCAGGGUUUGGGGUGUGAGACUGUAAUCGGAGGUGUUUUAUUCUUGCUACUGUUCUCUGGUUACAAUACACAUUUGUAAGGUUUUUAUAUUUACUGAUCAAGGUUGUCUUUACUCCUGUAUGUAUUCCAUGUAUACUGUCCUGUUCUGGAGCUUAAACCAACUUUUAGAAAUGGAAAUUUGUUCACUUUUAUCCUUUUUACGAGUGGACAAUAUAAAUAAAACUAUGCAAUCACCAGAUUAUUCCAAUAUAACUCACAAACAGCUCAUUCAAACACAACCUUAGUCUACCAUGAACAAAAUCCCCCCAAAACCAGACAAAGGAAGACAUCAGCUUUUAUUUCUUGGUUCUUUCACAUCUAUUCAGAUGUUGUUUUGAAAAUGAUGAAUACUAAGAAUUGGUUUCAUAACGAUAUCCUGUUGGCAUCAAUCAUACAUAUCGGAAACCACACCCAUUUCUACUGAUUGAGUUACCAUAUGGUGUUGGGUUUUGUUAGAGUAAUAAUAAUAAUAACUAGAA
Asterias rubens (European starfish) is the source of this 1621-nucleotide messenger RNA. Its product is annotated as 5'-nucleotidase domain-containing protein 1-like. Lineage: Eukaryota; Metazoa; Echinodermata; Asteroidea; Forcipulatida; Asteriidae. The record is from RefSeq and is a predicted model, not a curated record. Gene Ontology annotation, molecular function: 5'-nucleotidase activity.